AUGGUAGCUGCUCGUCGUUCAUCUUCAAGAGUAUCCAAGAAGCAAAGAUUAGAACCCUCUUCAUCCGAUGAGAUGGAGAUUGACACUCCUGCCAGCUCCUUUUCACUGUCAAAUCCUCUUCAUGCACACUCCAUAGAGCUAAAGGAGGACGACGAUGACGAUGGCGAUUUCCAAAAACCACUUCCCAUGCCUGCUACCAGGGCAUUACGUUCUUCGCCUCGAAAUAAGGGUAAGGAUAAAGCCAAGUUGGAAGAAGCGUCCAUGCAUCCGCCCCUUCCUCGUCCCAAGCUUGAGAGAGAAGCCAGUGUCUUGAGACGUCGAAUUGCUAUAAUCAAGAUUGAAAAUCCUAGCUCCAGCGGUAAUCACACAGCAUCUACUUCGGCCAAUAGCAGUAUUGUCAGCAGCAGCAGUGCCACAUCACCUGCAAGCCUGAACGAUACAGAGUAUGAAUUGGAUGGUAGUGUCAUGGCUGAUUCCGCAGUUCCUUCUCCAAGAUUGCCUUCUACUCUAACUGAGUUUGAUUCUGGCUCCCAGCAAGUUUCUGAUAACGAAACACAAGAUCAUGAUGAGGUCGACUUGGAUUUGGCGCUUUCGAAUAUCCUGGCAUCCCGUAGACACCCUACUUUUGGUUCAGAAGACACAGAAGAAGAAGAAGAAGACGACGAAUUCGAAGACGAACCCAACCUCUCUUCAUCCUCCUCUGAAGCUGAGUCCACCUCCAAUGAUGAAGACUCAUCUGAUGAUGAUCGUCCUUUAGCCGAUCGCAGCAACAACCGUAGACGUAGAGUGAAUCCAAGACGUAGAGCGGCUAGAGUGCCUCAUUACAAGAAAACGCAAGACAAGGUCCUGAUCCAACAUCCAGAAUUAGAGGAUAUUUGGGAGAAUCUAGAAAAGAUUGAGCCUGCUAAAGUGAUCCCUAUUGAACAGCCUGCUGCCUUGAAGUUGCCUCUUUUGCCCUUUCAAAACUACGGAGUCGGAUGGAUGUUGGCACAAGAGAAAUUAGAGACGUUCAAAGGUGGUAUCUUGGCUGAUGAAAUGGGUAUGGGCAAGACGAUUCAGACCAUUGCUUUACUUCUGAGUGACAAGAAGAAACCCAACCUUGUCAUUGCACCGACCGUGGCCAUUAUGCAGUGGAAAGAAGAGAUCCUUAAGCAUACUGACAAUGCGCUUUCUGUUCAUGUGUUCCAUGGUUCCAAUCGUACCAAGAAACAAUCCGACUUGGAAAAGUAUGAUGUUGUCUUGUCGACAUAUGCUAUUAUGGAGUCGGCGUUUCGACGUCAGGAAUACGGUGUAAAGAAGGUGGGCCAUGCCGCCAUUUACAAAGAGAAAUCUAUACUGCAUAAAGUCAAAUGGCAUCGCGUGAUCUUGGACGAGGCACAUAACAUCAAAGACAGAUCGUCCAACACUGCCAGAUCUGUAUUCAACGUACAAGGCAACUUCAAGUGGUCCCUCACGGGUACUCCUCUGCAAAACCGUGUUGGCGAAUUGUACUCGUUGAUUCGUUUUAUGAAAGCCGAUCCAUUUGCCUAUUAUUAUUGUACCAAGUGUCCUUGCAAAGAGAUUGCCUGGCGUUUCUCCAACAAGCGUACUUGCGAUACCUGCCACCAUACGCCCAUGAGCCAUGUCUGCUGGUGGAACAAUGAAGUUCUUAAGCCCAUCCAAAACAACGGUUACGUCAAUGAUGGUCGCCUUGCACUCAAAAAACUGGGCCUCUUGUUGGAUAGAAUCAUGUUGAGACGCACCAAAAUCCAGUGUGCUGAUGAUUUGGGCCUUCCUCCUCGUACAGUCAUUGUACGUCGUGAUUACUUUAGUGACGAAGAAGAAGAUGUCUAUACCUCUCUCUACUCUGAUGUCGCUCGCACCUUUACCACCUACGUGGAGGCAGGAACCGUGCUGAACAACUAUGCCAAUAUCUUUGAGCUGCUGAUGAAGAUGCGUCAAUGCGCUGACCAUCCAGACUUGGUGACCAAGAAGAAGACUGACAACCAACAACUGGUAUGCAUGUUGUGCAAUGACCCACCCGAAGAUGCCAUUGCUGCUGUUUGCAAGCACGUUUUCUGUAGAGAAUGUUGCGUUCAAUAUUGCAAUAGCUUUGAUGAUGAGCGUGGUGAGAGCCCUCGCUGUCCCUCUUGCUUUGCUGAAUUUUCAGUGGAUCUCUCGCAGCCUGCCCUGGAAGUCGCUGGUGGCCCUGGUGCAAACGCCAAUUACUCUAAAUCAAGUAUUGUAAACCGUAUCGACAUGGACAAGUGGAGAAGCUCAACCAAGAUUGAAGCGCUUGUCGAAGAGCUAUCCAAGUUGCGUCGCGAAGACAAGACCAUCAAGAGUAUUGUAUUCUCUCAAUUCGUCAAUUUCCUUGAUCUCGUCUAUUGGAGAUUGUCACGAGCUGGAUUUGAGUGUAUUCGACUCGAUGGUACCAUGUCACCCGAGAAGCGUGCAGCUGCUAUCAAUCACUUCAUGACAAAGCCCACUUGCACUGUAUUUCUCAUUAGUCUUAAAGCAGGCGGUGUUGCACUUAAUUUGACCGAAGCCAGUCGAGUGUUUAUUUGUGAUCCUUGGUGGAACCCUGCCAUGGAUCGUAUUCAUAGACUGGGCCAGCAUCGACCCAUCAAAAUUACGCGGCUGAUCAUUGAAAACAGUAUCGAGAGUCGUAUCGUGCAGCUUCAGGAAAAGAAGACUGCCCUUGUUGAAAGCACAGUGGGUAAGAAUUCGAAUGCGUUGGACAAGUUGUCAGUGGAGGAUUUGCGCUUUUUAUUUGUCAUGUGA
Messenger RNA from Mucor velutinosus, 2763 nucleotides. It is a transcript of the gene prp3, whose product is annotated as U4/U5/U6 small nuclear ribonucleoprotein prp3. Gene Ontology annotation, cellular component: nucleus. The record is from RefSeq and is a predicted model, not a curated record. Gene Ontology annotation, biological process: nucleotide-excision repair. The transcript has 9 exons. Gene Ontology annotation, molecular function: ATP-dependent chromatin remodeler activity; ATP binding. NCBI's taxonomy places the organism in Eukaryota, Fungi, Mucoromycota, Mucoromycetes, Mucorales, Mucoraceae. Bases 1 to 2763 code for a protein of 920 amino acids.